Messenger RNA from Recurvomyces mirabilis, 1794 nucleotides. RefSeq lists its product as uncharacterized. Bases 1 to 1794 code for a protein of 597 amino acids. Lineage: Eukaryota; Fungi; Ascomycota; Dothideomycetes; Mycosphaerellales; Teratosphaeriaceae. The record is from RefSeq and is a predicted model, not a curated record. Gene Ontology annotation, biological process: DNA-templated transcription. Gene Ontology annotation, molecular function: zinc ion binding; DNA binding. The transcript is spliced from 2 exons.
AUGGUGCAUGGUGUGGCAGACUCCGGAAACAAGUCCAACCCAUUUACGACUGGCAGAACCCAUCAGGAAGCAACGGCUUUGAGGGGUCUGGAGCGGGCCGCCAUGUCUGGCGUUGGUUAUGAAGAACCGGAGACUCGGUACCAUGCACAUAUCAUCAAACUGCUGCUCUCUGCUCUGCCAUCUAGGAACGAGAUCCAUAGGCUAUGGCAGGCAGUGACCGACUCAGAGAAAUACCACCUGUCGUACUACCACCAUCGUUCCUCGUGUACUAGUAGCUCUGCGGGAUUUCCGCCCGAAUUUGGUCUUUCACAACCGAUCCAGCAUCCCGUCAUAUUGGCAAGAAGGAUGCUUAUCUUCGCAACAGCCCUGCAGGGUCUACCGCCGGUGGUUGACCUUGGACUGUCCAAGAACCAUGUGACGAUCAUGGACGAGGUCGUGGAGGCUGUGAUCAGCCUGGUCAACGUCAAUGAUGCUCUGAUGGGAUCAUUAGAAGCGCUGGACAACCUGAUGCUACAGUCAAUGUUCCACAUGAACUGCGGCCUUUUGAAGCGGUCUUGGAUGACGUUGCGGCAGGCUGUGAUGUGUGCACAGAUACUUGGUCUCCACCGCGCUGGCCACCACCGCUUUACGGUCUUGGAUGCUGCCCGCGAAUAUGAGCCGGAGACAAUGUGGCAUGAAAUUGUAUACAUGGAGCGGGUCGGCUCUUUGUUACUUGGUCUUCCCACCAGCACGGGCAUGACAGUACUCGUACGACUGGACCUCACCAAAGACAUCCCGCAUGAGAAAUACUUAUCUACAGUGCUCGGCAAUGUGGCGGCAAGAAUCCUGGACAGAAACCAAAUCCAAUCUCCACAGCAGGCGCUCGACACAACCAAAAGUAUCGACAAAGAGAUGAUCUCGAUCUCUGAGCAGAUGCCAUCUUCAUAUUGGCGCCCACUGGACUUCACAGGCAUCAAUAAAGCCUCGGCGGACGCAUUUGGUGAGGUCCAGCGAGCAUUCAGCCAUGCGAGCUACUACACCCUCAUAAUCCAGCUUCACACCCCAUACAUGCUCUGCCCUACGUAUCCGACGCAGACCGCAUACUCGAGGAUGGCUUGCGUUAAUGCUAGUAGAGAGAUUCUUAGUCACGAAGUCGCACUUCGAUCUUUCACCGCCAUCACCGCGUUCUGUCGGCUAAGCGAGUUCUUGGCCUUGAUCGCUGGAGUUACAUUGAUGCUCGCCCAUGCCUCGAGUCACUGCAGCCAGCAAGCAGGGAACUUAUUAUCUCACCAACGUCUGCGUGACAGAGCGCUAGUAGAACGAGUAUUGGAGUGCCUGGAAUUCAUGGCCGAUCUGCAGCAGGACUUGCCCGCUGUGAGGUGCAUCGCAUUGCUGAAGGAUCUGCUGUAUAUCGAGGAAGACGCUGCCCACAAUCAUGCCAAUUUAAACCCAAGCGGCGAACAGGAAAGGAGCAUGAUGAUUGUGCGGAUGCCAUUUUAUGGCAAUGUGAAGAUUUCUGGGCGCGGUAUUGCAUCCGUAACACUGCCAGGCUCGGAGCAAGAAGUCGGUCAAUCUGAGGGACUACAUAUCGGAGGCAUUGGUUCAGUCCGUAUCGUACGGCCCACUACACAGGCCGUGAAGCAAGUUGACACGAAUGUACCUCCGGACGGAGCUGCCUUCUCAGCAUACGAUUCAGACGUCUUACCGGUGCAAUAUCAGCACAACUUCGACCCGAGUCUGGAUGACUGGGCCUUCCAAGGUAUCGAUACUGCGUUCUUCGAGAGUCUAAUGCGAGAAGCCGGCACUAGCACCUGA